AUGGGUGUGGCUGCAGGCGAACUUAUUGUACCUUUCACGGGCGCUAUCCAAGCUGCCUUCUCCGUCCUUCUGACCAUCGCCUUCGGUGUUGUUGCAGCGCAAUGCAAUUUACUAUCACCCAAAGCGGCGAAGGAAGUUUCGAAGCUAUGUGUGCGCAUGUUUCUACCGGCGCUGUUGAUCUAUAAGAUUGGCUCCAAUCUGCAUCAAGACACAGGCGUAAGAUAUGUGCCCGUCCUCAGUAAGUUCAAUCCCACCAUACAGUUGACAGAAUCAAAGCUUACGCGGACAGUAUGGUCAAUAUCAUAUACACUACUUUCUGUCUUCGUCGGUCGCCUCCUCACGCGCAUCUUCAAGUUACCAGCCUGGGUCGCACCAGCCAUCGCUUUCAACAACACAACUUCGCUUCCACUUCUUCUCAUCCAGUCGCUCAAACAAACCCAAAUUCUCGAUGCUAUCCUCAUUGGUGGCGAGUCUGGCAGCCAGGCUAUGGAUCGUGCCGAGUCAUACUUUCUGGUGAAUGCCAUGGUCAGCAACUCGCUGACGUUUGCUAUUGGACCUGGUCUGCUAAGGCCGGGAGAUGAGGAUGCAUCUGACGAACAAGAAGGAGAAGAUGACGAAGAUAACGGUCAGGCAAACGAGGACGGCGAGAGCAGUGACAUGGAGCGAGGCCCUGAAGGAAUCAUCGACGAGGAGACUUCGCUACUCCCACAGCGCAUAACCAAGCCCGCGAAUCGCAUUGAGAAGAAGGGGUAUCUCAAAACACAAAAGUGGUACAAUAAUUUGUCGCCAUGGCUGCAAGAGACUUUGAACAUCACAUGGCAGUUUGCCAAUGCUCCAUUGUUAGGUGCCAUUGUCGGCGCAGUCAUUGGGCUCACACCGGCUCUCCAUAGGCUUUUCUUCAGUCCUAGCAACGAGGGCGGAUACCUCAAUGCUUGGCUUACGACCGCUAUAAAGAACAUUGGCGAGCUCUUUGCUACGACCCAGAUCAUCGUUGUCGGAGUAAAGCUCAGCAAGAGCAUGCUGCGAAUGAAGCGCGGUGAGGAUAGUGGUGAAGUUCGCAAAGGAAGUUUGGCAAUUGUCACCUUGAUUAGGUUCAUCAUUUUGCCCUUGAUAAGCAUACCCUUGAUCUGGGUAGUCGCAUCGAAAACAAAACUUCUCGAUGCAGACCCCAUGCUUUGGUUUUCGAUGAUGUUGAUGCCUACCGGUCCUCCCGCUAUGAUCUUAGUAGCCCUGACCGAUGUCACGGGCGCAGCUGAGUCGAUGAAGAUGACUGUUGCCAAGUUCCUUACCAUUAGCUACGCAAUAACGCCAAUGAUCUGCUUUGCUGUCGUCGGAGCUCUGAAAGCUACGGAAGCCGCGAUCGAGCACAUGUAA
This is a messenger RNA of Alternaria postmessia, 1374 nucleotides long. RefSeq lists its product as uncharacterized. Gene Ontology annotation, cellular component: endoplasmic reticulum; membrane. The transcript is spliced from 2 exons. Bases 1 to 1374 code for a protein of 457 amino acids. Lineage: Eukaryota; Fungi; Ascomycota; Dothideomycetes; Pleosporales; Pleosporaceae. The record is from RefSeq and is a predicted model, not a curated record. Gene Ontology annotation, biological process: transmembrane transport.